Messenger RNA from Plasmodium gaboni, 5577 nucleotides. Its product is annotated as ubiquitin-activating enzyme. The record is from RefSeq and is a predicted model, not a curated record. Gene Ontology annotation, cellular component: cytoplasm; SUMO activating enzyme complex. Gene Ontology annotation, biological process: protein sumoylation. The coding region runs from base 1 to 5577 and encodes 1858 amino acids. NCBI's taxonomy places the organism in Eukaryota, Apicomplexa, Aconoidasida, Haemosporida, Plasmodiidae. Gene Ontology annotation, molecular function: SUMO activating enzyme activity. The transcript has a single exon.
AUGAAUAUUUUGUGCAUCUACAUUUACUCCUUCAUUGCUUGUCUUUUAUUAUGUCAUAUAAAUCAGGUAUUUACACUUAAAGUGUUAAAUUAUAAUAACGUUAACUUUCAUAAAAAUAAUUCUUUCUCCAUCCCUUUAUAUAACAAUUUAUUUCCACAAGAAAAAAAAAAAAAAAAAAAAAAGAACGUUUUAUUACAUAUAUAUAAACCAAGGGGAGGUGUAUUUAAUGAGCGUUCCAAUAAUUCUGAUGCACAUGUUAAGUUAAAUAAAAUCAAUAAAAAUAUAACACGAAGAAUUGCGAAUAUUCAAAAUGUAUUAAGAAAAGAAGAAAAAAAAGAAAGACAUAUUAUAAAUGAUAAGAAAGAAUCAAAUAAUGAAGAGUCUAUAAAUAAGAGAGAAAAAAAUAUAAUUAAAAAAGAAAAUGUUGAUAAUUUGUUGUAUGAAGGAGAUGAUAAAGAGGAAGAUGUAUUUAAUUCAAAUGUGAAUAUUUUAGAAAAUGAAAAAAAAUAUAGUAGACAAAUAUAUACACAUGGAUAUAAUGAAGAGAAGAAAAUUAGAGGAAGUAAAAUUCUUAUAAUUGGAUUAGAUGGAAUUAGUUGUGAAAUAUGUAAAAAUUUAAGUUUAUGUGGUGUUAGAGAGAUAGGUAUUUAUGAUAAUAAUUUGUUAACCUACGAAGAUAUUGAUAACCUUUAUUUAUGUAAUAAAAAAUUAGUAAAUGAACAAAUAAAAAGUAUAUCUUGUGUAGAUAAUAUGCAGAUAUUAAAUGAUAGUUGUAAAAUAAAAGCUAUAACUACAAAUUUAUAUGAUGAUAUGUUAAAUUAUGAUAUUGUCGUAUCUGUAAAUCAAAAAAAAAAUUUUAAUAUAAAAUUAAAUAAUUAUUGUCGAAAAAAUAAAAAAAAGUUUAUAUGUGUUAAUACAUGUGGUUUGUUUGGUAGGGCAUUUAUUGAUUAUGGUGACUUUAGUUAUACAAAUAAUAUUGAUACUAAUACUACAUAUGAUAAUAUUCAUAAUAAUAAUGAUAAUAAUAUUAAUAAUAAUAAUAAUAAUAAUAAUAGUGAUGUAUACCAAAUUAAUAAAGUGGAAUUUCUCAAUAAUAAUGUCAUUGUGUUAUCAUAUUUACCUUUUUAUAAUAUUCAAUUAAAUGAAGGUGAUAAUGUAAUUUUACACUUAAAUAAUAACGCAGGAAAAAAUUUCCAAUUAAAUAAUUUUAUUAUUGAUCGUAUAUGUAGAAAAAAUCAUAAAAUAUAUUUAUCCAUUUCAAUAAAUAAAUUUAAUAAUUCAAUUUUUAAAAUAUUUAAUCAUUUUUUUUUUCUUCCAUCAUUCUUUACUAAUUGGUUAUUUCCUUUUUUCUUCAAUUCUUUUUUAUACACAUUUACUUUGAAUUUAUUAUCAUAUAUAUUCAAAUUUAAUAAAAAAAAAUUCUUAUAUAAUUAUUAUUCACAUUUUUAUUAUGUUAAAAAUUUUGUUCAGGAAAAUAAAUUAAAUUAUUCCAUCAGAUUGAUAAAAUUACCUGAACAGUUCAGGUUAAAAUAUUUAAGUUUAGAGGAAUAUAUGGAAAAACAAAAAAAAAAAAAAAAAAAAUAUGGCUAUAUAUUAUAUAGAUAUAUAAUAAAGAAUAAAUUAAAAUUAAUAAAAGAAAAAAUGAGAUUUUUAAUAAUAUAUAUAUAUAGAAAAUUAUAUGGAUUAAGGAAAAAAAAGUAUGAAUAUAAAGAUAUGGAUGACUUAAAAGAUGACUUAAAAGAUGAAUUAAAAGAUGAAGAAAUAUGUUUUAUGAUUUAUGAUGAAAUAAUGAAAGAUAAGAAGAAUAAAGAAUUAUCAGAUGAUGAUAUAAAGAAAUUUACAUAUUUAUGUAAGAAAGAAAAGAAAGAUAUAAGUAAUGAAAUAAUAAAUCAAUUUUGUUCGUGUGCUCAUAUUGAAUUAUCUCCUUUUUCAUUUUUCUGGGGUGCCUUAUUAUCACAACAAAUAUUGAAAGGCAUAACACAUAAAUUUAAACCUAUACAUCAGAUGUUUUAUUAUGAUAGGAGAGAUUUAUUUCCUUUUUCUAAUAUAUCAAAAAUGUAUUAUGGAAAGCAUAUGCAUGAAAAGAAUUUUUUUGGUAAAGAAUAUCAUGAUUUCUUAAAAAAAUUAAAUAUUUUAUUGAUUGGAUCAGGUGCCUUGGGUUGUGAAUUUUUAAAACUCUUGGCAAUAUCAGGUGUUUCAUCAAAUAUGGACAAUAAAAAAGAAAAUCAAAUAUAUAAUCAUAAUAAUAAUAAUAAUAAAAGUGAAGAUUUUAAAAAUAUAAAGAAUGAUGACAAAUUAGAUAAUACUUCCAAUUUAUUAUAUACAAACAAAAAUAAUACAAAUACAUCUAUUCCUAUGAAUAUUAUUCCAGAAAAAAAUCAUGGUGUAUUACAAAAUAAAAAGAACAAUAUACCAGGUUGUGUUCAGGUUGUUGAUUAUGAUUACAUUGAAGAAUCUAAUUUGUCUAGACAAUUUUUAUUUAGAACUAAAGAUAUUAAUAAAUUAAAAUGUGAGAUAGCUUGUGAAAAUAUCAAAAUGAUAAAUGAAGAUAUAAAUUGUGACUUUUUAAAAAUGAAAGUUGAUGAAACUAUUUUUGAUAAUAAAGAUUUGUUAUUAAAAGGAUACUCUAUUUUUAGAAAUAAAAAUAAUAAGAUAGAUCAAAAAGAAGAACAAAAACAACAACAACAAAAAAAAAAUAUAUUAUAUAUACAAGAGAAUCCUCUUAUAUGUAUUUUAUGUCUAGACAAUUUAAAAAGUCGUAUAUUAAUGGAUAAAUUUUGUUUAUUAAAUUCAAUACCACUAAUAGAAUCUGGAAUCGAAGGAUUGAAAGCAAGUAGCCAAAUUGUGUAUCCUUUUUGUAGUGAAACAUAUUCUAGUGAUAGUAAUAAUACAUCAUCUAGUAAUUUAUAUGAUGAUGAAAAGAGUAAUUCAUGCACGAUAACAUCGUUUCCAAGAAAUCAUAAACAUAUAAUUGAAUUUGCUAAGAGUGUAUAUAAUAAUAUGUUUUAUGAAAAUGUUAUAAAAAUGAAUACAUUUAUAAAUGAUCCUUUAUAUUAUCUAGGAGAAUUAUGUAAAUAUGAAAAUAUUUCAGAUACUAAUAAUUUAUUACAUUUUUUUAAACUAACCAAAUUAUUUUUUCAUAAUAAUUUACAUAGUAAUAUAGAAAUAUUAUGGAAUAAUAUUUUUGUUGAGAAUAUUUUAAACUUAUUAAAAAAUAGUAAGGAAGAAGAAAUAGUACAAUAUUUUGAUAGUUUAAAUAAAUUACCUGAACCAAUAUAUUUUAAUCAUAAUAAUAAAUAUCAUAUUAAUUUUUUUAAAUAUGCAAUGAAGAAUUAUAAGAAGGUUUUUAAAAAAAUUAUGAAAAUUAAAAAAGAGAUGAUCCAAGAUAUAUAUUAUUAUAAAAAAGAAGAUAUACUUAAUCUUAUAGAAAAAAGUGAUCCAUCUAUAUCAUUUGAAAAUAUUAUAACAACAUUGAUUGAGAAAAAUAAUAUACAUAUGGAUGUGAGAAAAAUUUUUUAUUUUCUGGAUGUAAUCAAAAAAAAUGCAAAUAUGCAUGUAUAUGAAUUAUUAAAAAAAGAAUUACUUGAAUUAUUUAACAACCCUGUCUUUUUGUUAUCAUUAAAAUAUGUACAUAAUAAAAAGUUGGCUCGAAAUAUAAUGAAUGACAACACAAGGUCAGAUACUACAUUGAAUUCAAAAAGUGAUAUGGAUCUUGGUGAUACUAUAACAAAGAUGGAUAUUAAUAUUAUUAAUAGGGAUGAAACAAUACAAAUGAAUAACCCCCCCAAAAAAAACAUCAUCAACAAUAACAUCAUCAAAAAUAACAGCAACAACAACAAUAAUAAUAAUAAAAGUAAUGAUGUUGAUGUGGAUCUAUUUUGUCCACUUAUUUACAAUUUGCAGAAUAAUAAGGAUGACAUAAAUUUUAUUUAUAGUGUAAGCAACAUAAGAUGUGAAAAUUAUCAUUUCAAGAAAUUAAAUAUAUUUGACUUUUUAAGGAUAAGCAAUAAUAUCAUUCCAUCUAUUGUUACUAUCGUUUCUAUGAUAUCAUCUUUGGCCUUCUUAGAAAUGUAUAAGGUAGUAUUUUUCUUACUUAAUAAAAAUAAAAAAUUGAAAGAUGAUAUAUCUACAUCAUAUAAACAAAAAUGUAAUAAUGAUGAGGAAAGCUUAUCAAAGGGUUUGUUCACAAAAAAAAAUGAUCAUAAAAAUGAAUUAAAAAAAAUAGAUUCACCUGAAACAUUAAAUGACAAUAUUAAUAGUCAUACUAAUAGUAGCAGUAAUAAUAUGAUGAACGUAGAAGUAUUACCAUAUAAAGGAUUAAAUAUAUAUAUAUAUAACAACCAAAUAAUUGUGAGAAAAAAUGAUAAGAAAAAUUUAUUUUAUUUUUUUAAUGUUAAUUAUGAAGAAUUAAAAGAAAAAUUAAAAGUAAUGUAUAAUCAAUAUGUAAAUUUAGAAAAUGAUUUUAUAACACUAUCGGAAUUAAAAGGUGUAGAUACAUGGACAUAUGACAAUCCUAUAUUUGUAAAGAAAAAUAUUUUUUUUUCUAUCUGGAAUUAUUUAUAUAUAGAUAUACUAUGUAAAAAUAAAAAGUUGGCAACACAAACGUGUAAACCAGGAUGUUCUAUGAAAAAUUCUAUACAUCUUCUAGAUAAUAAUAAUAAUAAUAAUAAUAAUAAUAAUAAUAAUAAUAAUUUUAAUUAUAAUUAUUAUUAUAAUUAUAAUUUUUAUGAUAUUUUAUCAGAAGAAAAACAAAAUAAUAUGAAGAUAUAUGUAAAUAAAAUAAAUGAAGACAUUGAUUAUAUAUUGAAUUUAUUUAAAAAUUAUCAAAUCAAUAAAACGUCUAAUAAGGAAGAAUCAUAUAAUGUACUUGUUAGUAUGUUAAAUAAAAUUUGUGAUGAAUAUAUUGAUGUAAUCAUAAAUAAUAUUGACUCACUAUCUUCUCAUUUAAAUAAUAAAAAUAUAAAUAUUAAAGAAAAUAUAAAAACAUUUGAUGACACACUUCAAUUUAUGUCACAUAUGAGGAGAAUCUUGUGUGAUAUAAAAGAUAAAAUAAAACGUAUAAACACAAAUAAUAUAAAUGUAAAUGUAAAAAAUAUUGAAAGUAAUAAAAAUAAUAGUGAUAAUAUAAAAAAAUGUAAUAAUAAGGAUCAAAGAGAACCAUAUAUUAGUAAUAUCCUGUUCAUGUUAGAUAAUAUUAAAAAAGAAAUCGAAAACGUAAAAAAAAAUAUUCUUGUAUAUAUUGAUAAAAAUAAUUUAGAUGUUAAUACAUAUACAAAUAAUAUUACAUUAAAAGAAUUAGUAGAAUCUAUUGAAAUUCUUUUUAAUGUAAAUAUUGAAACAGUUUGUGCACAUGACAAAAUUAUUUAUUCUAAGUUUGCUAUUCCUUCAUUUAAAUUUUAUAACAAUAAAUAUUUAUAUGAUAUUCUUUUUGAUUUAUUUAAGAAAGAUAAAAAGUAUGAAGGAGAGGAAUUCCCUCGAACGUUUAUUCUAAGCAUAUUUGCAAACGAUAAGUUGACAAAUGAGGAGGUGGCUCUUCCUGAUGUGCAGGUUAAUAUUCAUUAUCACGCGGAUGACUGA